CGCGGCUGCCGAGGGCGGUAAAGCCCACGGCAUCUGCCAUUUGUCACUCAGCCCGUUGGUACCGCCCCAAGCCUUCAUUUAGACACGUCUGGGGCGGAUUCUCGCCUCACUCUCUUGGUGGACGGACAGACGAUCGGACGGGGCAGCUCCCCCCUCGUCCUGCAGACAGCGGGCCUUGGCGCGCGGGGCGCUUCCCCGGCUUGCCGUCAUGGCCGCGGAGGCGGCACGCCCGAGCUGCCUCGCCUGAGUUCCUGGGGGCUCUCGACCCCGAAGGCUUUACGACCGACAGAGUUUAUCCAGGUGUGGACAUUUCAUUUUCCUGGACUGAUUGUGUUUCCUGGAUCUAAGAUUGUUCCUGCUGGAUUGAUAGCAUAGUCAUCAUUGGCUUUUGAUUGCUUUCACGUCUGAUGUGGCCCGUUUCACAUCACAUCUAAAACUCCUUUGUACCUCAGACUCAGAAAGGUAUUUGCAUAGGAGUCAGAGGAGUUAAUCUUUUGGUGUCAGUGGCUAAACUCUAAUUCGGAAGAGGAGCCCGGAGUCCGGACUGAGCUGUGUGGAGUGCCUGCUUUAGAACAGGGCUCUUCAGGGGGAGCUGCAAGACACCAAGGCAAGAGGUUUGAAUCCUCAACCUGCAAGGAUCCGCAGACGCCUGCGAGGACCCCGUGACCAUCUGAACACUGACGUUUCCUGUCACCCAGUAGACAGUCUGGUGUUCCAGGACUAGCCCUGGCUCUAGUGAUGCAGAUUACCUUUCUACUCCUGGAAUCUCAUCUGUGCCUCAGACUUUCUCCUCCCAGCUUGAGACUGCACAUACACUAGGAUGUGGGACGGCAGGAAGCAGAGCUAGUGGUCCCCGAGAGGCCCAGGUCUGGGUAGAACCAGGCCCAGGACGCUGCCUUUCCCCUGAGCUGGAGUUCAGCUGUGGGGGUUCGGCGCAUGUGCUCUGCACCAUCCUUCUAUCUGUGCUUAAAUGGCACAGCGUUUGGUCAGCGCCUCUGAAAAGGAAGGUGCGAGAAGCAAAGCCCAUGGCCACCUACCCCUGCCAAUUAUGUGGCAAGAUGUUCCUCACCCUGGAGAAGUUCACUAUCCACAAUUAUUCUCACUCCAGGGAGCGACCUUACAAGUGCUUGCAGCCAGAAUGUGGCAAAGCUUUCAUUUCCAGAUAUAAAUUAAUGAGACACAUGGCUACCCAUUCGCCCCAGAAGUCUCACCAGUGUGCUCACUGUGAGAAGACAUUCAACCGGAAAGACCACCUGAAGAACCACCUCCAAACCCACGACCCUAACAAAAUGGCCUUUGGGUGUGAGGAGUGUGGGAAGAAGUACCACACCAUGCUGGGCUACAAGAGGCACCUGGCCCUGCACGCGGCCAGCAGUGGCGACCUCACCUGCGGGGUCUGUGCCUUGGAGCUGGGGAGCACAGAGGUGCUGCUGGAUCACCUCAAAGCCCACGCCGAAGAGAAGCCCGCGACUGGAACCAAGGAAAAGAAGCACCAGUGCGACCACUGUGAGAGAUGCUUCUACACCCGGAAAGAUGUACGGCGCCACCUGGUGGUCCACACAGGCUGCAAGGACUUCCUGUGCCAGUUUUGUGCCCAGAGAUUUGGGCGCAAAGACCACCUCACACGCCAUACCAAGAAGACACACUCACAGGAGCUGAUGAAAGAGAGUCUGCAGUCUGCAGACUUUCUGAACACCUUUCACUCCAUCUCUCCCCAGUUUCAACUGAAGGCUGCCCCACUGUCUCCUUACCCGAUAGGAGCUCCUACACAGAAUGGGCUUGCCGGCGGCUUGCCCCCUGAGAUGCAUGGCCAUGCGCACAGCCCCCCAGAGCAGGCCUGCCCUCCUAUGCAGCCUCUGCCAGAGGGCCUUGUUCCCCUGCACCCCAUAGCACCUCCCAGCUCUCCCCCUGCACCCCUCCAGAAUCACAAGUACACAGGUUCUACCUCAUACUCCCCACUUGCAAACCUGUCCCUCAAAGCAGAUACUAAAGGAUUUUGCAAUAUUAAUUUGCUUGAGGACUUGCCUCUGCAAGAGCCUCAGUCUCCUCACAAGCUCAACCCAGGUUUCGAUCUGGCUAAGGGCAGUGCUGGUAAAGUGAACCUGCCCAAGGAGCUGCCUGCAGAAGCCGUGAACCUAGCAAUACCUGCCUCCCUGGACAUUUCCCCCCUUUUGGGCUUCUGGCAGCUGCCCCCCCCUGCUACCCAAAAUGCCUUUGGGAACGGCCCCCUCGCCCUGGGGCCUGGGGAUGCUCUGCCCCACAGGCUAGGCUGUCUGGGGCAGCAGCAGCAAGACCCCUCCCUUGCCAUGAGCACUAUGAGCCUGGGCCAGCUCCCCCUGCCACCCAUUCCCCAUGUUUUCCCAGCAGGCACCAGCUCUGCCAUCCUGCCUCAUUUCCAUCAUGCAUUCAGAUAAAUGAUUUUUAAAGCACACUUUUCUCAUUCUGGAAGAUGGUUUAAGCAGCAUUGUAAACGUCAGUUAUACUACAAGGGAAUAUUUGGAAAGCAGGACUGGGAGUAUGGCUUAUUUAGUAAUGACUAGCUUGAGAUAAAGUUCUCGAACUGCAUGUAUCGUGCCAAUCUGUCCUGAGUGUUCAUGCUUUGUACCAAAUGUAGUAAGCAAGUAUUCUAUAAUGGAACUGCAACUAUUGUCUUAGCCGAUGUUUGAACGAGGGCUGUUGUCCCUAAGUGUCUGUCAAACCACAUUCAGUCGGAAGCCAUGAUCAUCACAAUGUCGACUGAGUAACUCUGUGGCUCUGCCUAGUAAGGGGACUCUGGGAAGGUUUGGAUUUCUCCAAAACGGGAGCAUUUGCUGAAUACAAAAAUAACCUUUAUAUUGCUUAUUGUAACUAGGCUGUGUAUUUCUUUUCAGGGAUUUUUCUACCUUCAGGGUUGGAUGUAGUUUAGUUACUAUUGCCAUAGCCAACCUGUAGUUUUAUGGAAACAGUUUCUUGUGGAAUAAUAGAUGUCUUCAUUUUAAACAAGCAUUUUAAACAAGCAUUUUAAACAAGCAUUUUAAAUGUAGUUUGAAUAUUUUCCACAAGACGCUACAAUAUGAGUUAUCACUUCAUUUAUCUUAAAGACUAAACUGGUUGUGUCAGUUACAUCUGAUGGAAAAAAUCACUGUGUAACCAGGCUCAGUGGUAAAAUAACCCACGCGUCAGUCAAAAAAGCAUUUUGCUGACUUUAAUAUUGAUUAUAUUUUUAACCGGAAGUUAAGAAAUAUUACUGGAAUUUAAAUAUAUAUAUAUAUUAAACAAGAAUUUUCUUUGCUCUGGCUUAAAAUACUACUCUGCUUAAGUAUAUUUUUAAUCAUCAGUAAAUAAAUGCAUUUUAAAAUUUAUCAUUUAAGUCAAUAUUAGUUUUAUUCAAAAAUAAUAGCAUUUUGCAAUGUUAAUCUCUCUCUUGAACUUUGUAUCUAAUGAGUUUUAAAAAUAUAAAACCUAACCUUCUUGUUAAG
Messenger RNA from Artibeus jamaicensis (Jamaican fruit-eating bat), 3458 nucleotides. RefSeq names its product PLAG1 like zinc finger 1 (gene PLAGL1). Gene Ontology annotation, molecular function: DNA-binding transcription activator activity, RNA polymerase II-specific. The record is from RefSeq and is a predicted model, not a curated record. Lineage: Eukaryota; Metazoa; Chordata; Mammalia; Chiroptera; Phyllostomidae. The coding region runs from base 1026 to 2414 and encodes 462 amino acids. The transcript has 9 exons.